This is a messenger RNA of Morus notabilis, 780 nucleotides long. RefSeq names its product glycine cleavage system H protein, mitochondrial. The transcript is spliced from 4 exons. Bases 29 to 526 code for a protein of 165 amino acids. The record is from RefSeq and is a predicted model, not a curated record. Lineage: Eukaryota; Viridiplantae; Streptophyta; Magnoliopsida; Rosales; Moraceae. Gene Ontology annotation, biological process: glycine decarboxylation via glycine cleavage system; protein lipoylation. Gene Ontology annotation, cellular component: cytoplasm; mitochondrion; glycine cleavage complex.
GAUAACACACAAGAGAGAGAGAAAAAUUAUGGCACUUAGAAUGUGGGCUUCUUCAACAGCCAAUGCACUCAGAAUCUCUUGUGCUUCCAAAGCUCAUCUCUCUCCUGCAUUUUCUCUCUCUAGAUGCUUCUCAACUGUUUUGGAUGGUUUGAAGUAUGCGACUUCACAUGAGUGGGUGAAGCAUGAGGGCUCAGUUGCUACAAUUGGUAUAACUGAUCACGCCCAGGAUCAUCUUGGGGAGGUAGUGUUUGUGGAGCUGCCAGAACGAAAGGCCUCAGUCUCCCAAGGUAGCGGCUUUGGAGCAGUGGAAAGUGUGAAGGCAACCAGUGAUGUAAAUUCUCCGAUCUCCGGCGAGGUUGUCGAGGUUAACUCCAAGCUUAGUGAAUCACCUGGCUUGAUCAACACAAGCCCGUAUGAAGACGGAUGGAUGAUCAAGGUGAAGCCGAGCAAUCCCGCGGAGCUAGAAUCCUUGUUGGGUCCUAAGGAAUAUACUAAGUUUUGUGAGGAAGAAGAUGCUGCCCAUUAGAGUUUAAACAUGCAGGUGCAAUCAUCUUGGAUAUAUACUUUUGCAGCAAGAAAAGGGGGGGAAAAAAAUCAUCUUAGAUGCUAACUGAUUUUCAGCCUUUUUUUUUAAAGAUUGUUGUAAUUUGCCAAGUUCUUGUCAAAUUAGACUACAAAAACUGCCGGCUCUGAAAUCACAUUUCCCUUUUCGUUUUAUUCUCUUGUUACAUUUUAACUCUAUCUUAUCUUCAUGUAAAGUAGUAUUCAUAUUUUCCUCCA